Messenger RNA from Perkinsus marinus ATCC 50983, 867 nucleotides. Its product is annotated as Aconitate hydratase, cytoplasmic, putative. Gene Ontology annotation, cellular component: cytosol; mitochondrion. Gene Ontology annotation, molecular function: aconitate hydratase activity; 4 iron, 4 sulfur cluster binding. Gene Ontology annotation, biological process: tricarboxylic acid cycle; citrate metabolic process. Bases 1 to 867 code for a protein of 288 amino acids. The transcript has 8 exons. The record is from RefSeq and is a predicted model, not a curated record. Lineage: Eukaryota; Perkinsozoa; Perkinsida; Perkinsidae.
AUGUUCAGAGAAAACUAUGCUAAGGUUGUGAGCCAAAAUAAGAGGUGGAACGAUCUGCAUGCUCCAGCUGGGAAGCAGUUCGAGUGGAGUGACGAUUCGACCUACAUCACUAAUCCGCCUUUCUUCGCUAAGACUGAGCUCACCCCGACUCCUCUAGAGUCUAUCAAAGAUGCUUACUGUUUGCUCAACCUCGGUGACUCGAUCACUACAGACCACAUCUCGCCCGCUGGGAAGAUCACUGCUGAUUCACCUGCUGGUCGCUAUCUGAUCGAGCACGGAGUGGAGCCUAAGGAUUUCAAUUCGUAUGGUAGCCGUCGUGGCAACUACCUUGUUAUGGCUCGAGGGACGUUUGCUAAUAUUCGUCUUGUGAACAAACUGAUGGAUGGGGAGGUUGGUCCGAAGACUGAGUACGUCCCAACAGGGGAGAAGAUGUAUGUUUAUGAUGCUGCUGAGAAGUAUAUGGAUAAUGGAAAACCGUUGGUGAUUCUGGCUGGCUCGGAAUACGGCAGCGGUUCGAGUCGAGACUGGGCUGCUAAGGGCCCGAGCCUUCAGGGAGUUAAAGCGGUCAUUGCUAAGAGCUACGAGAGAAUUCAUAGAUCUAAUCUGGUUGGUAUGGGUAUACUUCCUCUACAAUUCCCGGAAGGAGUUGAUGCUGAUACUCUCGGUCUUGACGGCCGCGAGCGCUACUCUAUUGAUAUCAAUGGUGGUGAUUUGACGGUCGGGCAGAUGUUGACAGUGCGAACGACCAACAGCAACGCACCAGCCUUUGAAGUUCUCGUGAGAUUGGAUACUGAAGUCGAACUUACAUACUUCAAGCAUGGUGGCAUACUGCAGUAUGUUCUACGCAAGUUGGCCUCUAGCGGAUGA